AUGGGCGCACCGCAGACCCUUAAACCAUUAGAUGAUGAAUUUGCCCCAUGUGUGGAGGUAGUUGAUGAAACUCGGGAGGUACAAGAACGCAAGCUGGAUCGCCGGAGAGCACAGGCCGGUGGCCCAAGGCGCCGUGGUCUCGACAAUGAUCUGGAAAGCGAGCGUCGUAGACCUCGACAGAUUGAACAAGGCUGUACAAAAUAUAUUUGUGCAAAAACAUCGAUCCGCACCAACGUUUGGCGGCGAAACACUUUCACAUUUAGUAUCAAGGUUAGGAUAAGGCAGGCCGAAUGGGGUGGCAAUUCGUACAGUUUUAGUCCUGCGGUUCUUUUGACAUUGGCUAUGACCUAA
Molecule: messenger RNA, 351 nt
Organism: Pieris macdunnoughi
Lineage: Eukaryota; Metazoa; Arthropoda; Insecta; Lepidoptera; Pieridae
Source: the annotation of a GenBank genome assembly